Messenger RNA from Dermacentor silvarum, 14474 nucleotides. Its product is annotated as lysosomal alpha-mannosidase. The coding region runs from base 112 to 3381 and encodes 1089 amino acids. Gene Ontology annotation, cellular component: lysosome. Gene Ontology annotation, biological process: mannose metabolic process. The record is from RefSeq and is a predicted model, not a curated record. NCBI's taxonomy places the organism in Eukaryota, Metazoa, Arthropoda, Arachnida, Ixodida, Ixodidae. Gene Ontology annotation, molecular function: alpha-mannosidase activity; carbohydrate binding. The transcript has 25 exons.
UGGACGCAGCCUGGCCUGGUGUGGGUCUGCCACUGCCGUAGAGGUAGUACUUUGCAUAGCUGCCCUGCAUUUGGGUAGCAAGGAGGCAGAAGAAAGUCAGAGGAGGAACACAUGGUGGCACAUGCCUCAACUAUGCCUCCAAGUGCCGCCAUCUCGGGGGAGGCCGCGGCGGCAGGCGGUGCGCGGAGCGGUCGUCCGGCGGCGGCGUCGCUCGAGGAGGAGGGGUCGGCGAGCGGCAGCGAGCUGGAGCGGACCUCGCUCCCGCUGCUGGUGUCAGUCGCCCUGGAUAUGCGCAGGGACCCGGUCGUGCAGGGCCUGGCCACCAUGCUCCUGCUCUCCGGCAUGCUCUCGCUCGUGCUCUGCUCGGCGCUGGCCGGCCUCCAGCAUCGGCAAGCGGCGCAGCGUGAACGCCGGCACGAGAACGCCUGCAUCUACAAGGCCUGCCACGAGACCAAGCCGGGUUUCCUCAACGUGCACAUUGUAAGCCACACCCACAACGACGUUGGAUGGGUCCACACUGUGAACUUUUACUACAGAAACUACGUGCGUACGAUCUUGGACUCGGUGGUCGCGGAGCUUGAGGCGAAGCCGGACCGGCGAUUUAUCUACGUCGAGAUGGCUUUCUUCACCCGCUGGUGGGAGGAGCAGACACCAGAAAAGCAGGCCUCGGUCCGCGCCCUCAUCGAAGAAGGUCGGCUGGAGUUUGCGGGUGGCGGCUGGUGCAUGAACGACGAGGCGACCACUCACUACACAGCAACGGUGGAUGAGAUGUCCCUAGGACUGCGCUGGCUCAACGCUACGUUCGGCCAUUGCGGCCGCUCGCGCGUCGCCUGGCAGAUCGACCCCUUUGGACACGCACGCCAGGAGGCCGCGCUCUUCGCACAGAUGGGCUUCGACGGCUUGUUCCUGGGUCGCAUUCACCUCGAUGACAAAGAGUGGCGACAGCACACCAAGCAGAUGGAGUUCCUGUGGAAAGCAGACAAGUACAUCGGCGAGAAAGGAGAUAUAUUCACGGGUGUCCUGCCAAACGUGUACUGGCCGCCAACGGGCUUCUGCUUCGACGUCUGGUGUGUGGACGAGACGCUGGACGCAUACAACGGACACAGGAGAGCGAGGGAGUUUCUUCAGAUUGUCGCUAAACAGGCCAAGCACUACUCCACGAAUCACACCGUAGUGACCAUGGGCAUGGACUUCCACUAUAGGGACGCUUCUAAGUGGUUUCGCAACCUCGACAGCCUCAUCCAUCACGUCAACGCAGAGCAAGCGAACGGAAGCCGCGUGCACGCCUUCUACUCGACUCCCGCCUGCUACCUGAAGGCGCUGCACGAAAGCGGCCUGCGGUGGCCCGAGUUCUCGGACGACUUCUUCCCGUACGCCGACCAGGAUCACGCCUACUGGACCGGCUACUACACGAGCCGGCCAAACUUCAAGUACUUCGCGCGCCACGCCAACGGUAUUCUCCAGGCGUGCAAGCAGCUCAAGGUCAUCGGGCAGCUUGACGACAGCGCGGACGUCGACACUCUUGCAAAGGCCGUGGCUGUGUUACAGCACCAUGACGCAAUAUCGGGCACUCAGAAGCAGCAUGUGGCUGAGGACUACGUAUACAUGACUGAGAUAGGAAUCAAACAAUGUGAGGACGUAUUCAACAAGGCUUACCGGCGAAUGCUGCUACGGAACGCUGCCGGGACCGCCUUCCAGUCCGACAUCUGCUUGACUUUCUGCCCGCUUCUCAACAUCAGCAGCUGCGAAAUCACGGAAACAGCCGACGAAUUCUUUGUCUUCGUCUACAACCCGCUAUCUACGCCUGUCCAAACGUACGCGAGGCUGCCGGUUACGGGCGACGGCUACGAAGUGAAAGAGCUACCGGGACAGGUCAUCGAGGCGCAGCUCGUGCCGGUGCAGCGGAAGGUGCUCCGCAUCCCCGAGCGGAAGACGUCCACCGCGACAUCGGAGAUUGUAUUUCCGAUGCAGCUGCCGCCCAUGGGCGUCACCACCUACCAGCUGCGGAAAUACGAAGGUUUUACGCUCCGUGACAGCGAAAGCAGCGCUGUUUUUGACGGUGGCAGCGAAGCUCCGGCCAUAGACAAUGGCAAGUACCGGCUGUUCUUGGACCCCGUGACGGGCCUGCUGAGUCGCGUGAUGCUCCUCAACACGGGCCUGGAGGUUCCCUUCCGCCAGUCGCUGUUCGCGUACCUAGCUUACGAAGGCGUUGUAGAGAAGCCCUCGGGCGCCUACUCCUUCAAUCCGGCGGACGAUCAGCCCAUUGAUCUGGGUCGCCGAGUCAACUACAGCCUCGUCAAGGGCCCCUUGGUGCAAGAGAUUCACCAGACGUUCAGCGACUGGGUCUCCCAAGUGAUCCGGCUGUACAAGGACGAAGACAUCAUCGAGUUUGACUGGGUCGUCGGACCCAUCCCGUUCAGCGAGGGCCGCGAGCCCAGCCGAGGCAAGGAGAUCAUCUCACGUUACCAAACCUCGAUUUGGAACAAUGGCACUUUUUAUACUGAUUCCAACGGACGUCAGACAAUAAAGAGAACGAGGAACGUUCAUCGACCGUGGACCAAGACCAUCGUGGAGCCCACUACGUACAACUACUACCCCGUGGUCUCGUGGAUCUACCUCAAGAAUGAAACUCAUGACCUCCAGUUGACAGUGUUUCCAGACCGACCACAAGGUGGGAGCAGCUUACAUGAAGGCGAACUGGAAUUGAUGCUUCACCGGCGGCUGCAGUAUGACGAUUCGUUCGGCGUCGAGGAGCCCUUGAACGAGAUUGGCGUGGACAAGCGGGGCCUUGUGGCUCGUGGCACGCAUCGCGUUUUCUUGGGCUCCAUUGAGGACUCUGAGCGGAUGCUACGCUCCAUGGCCAACCGGCUUGUGUUCUCGCCCCAGUUCGCCUUCCACACGCGUGACCGGGAGCUGCUCGACAUCCCGGUGCCAAGGGCGAGUGGGCUGCAGUAUCCGUUACCGCCAAACCUGCACCUGCUGACAUUAGAACCCGUCGGAGGAAACCGUGCGAUCGUCCGCCUUGAACACCUCUACCCUGGCGUCAAAGACAACAGGCUUAACAAGCCUGCUUCGGUAUCCCUUAAGAACAUGUUGGUCCCGUACACCGUGACGGCCGCCGAAGAAACCGUGCUGUCGGCACACGAGUACCUGCGAAACACGACCAGGUUCCACUUCGAGACGAGAGACUCCGUGCGGGCGUCGCCCACGCCAGCUCUGCUGCAACGUGUGGUGGGGCAUCGGAACGCCGUUCUCGGCACCGGCGCAUCUUCCCCCAGGAAGGCUUCGUUGCCCAUCGAAGAGCGGCUUUUCACGGUGACGGUGAAUCCGGGCGAAAUCCGGACGUUCCUGGUGACGCUAGAACCCAAGAACAUAGGCUAGCAAACUAGCCUCUAUCUCCAUCUAUACCAUAGGAACGUCGGAAACCUCGCGUUUUUUUUAAUUAUUUUGAACGAUAUAGACGCUGCUGGUAUCAGCUUCACAUCUAUAAUAUAGCACAUUGUCGAAUCGCCUGCCCAUGCGGUCAUACCGGCAAGAUAGCUGCGCACGGCGGCAACGUUGGCAAGCCAGCUCGUGGGCACAUAUUCUCUUAACUGAAGCUCGGUUCUGUCGACUAACUACCGAUGCAGCGGGCAUCGGUAGCUUCAACUCUGUAGCAGAGUUUAGAGGGGUGUUCUUUUUUUUUUUUUUUUCGUUCGGGGAAAGAAGUUACGGCGCGCACUGGGAACAAAACAUGCUGACGUGUAAAUACAUGUCUUAGUUCUUAACAUGCUCAACUCUUUUGGUUAUUAGCAAAAGGUUACCGCUGUGUAUCAUGUCAAUGAAGGAUAAAAUGACUCGACUUUCGUAGGACGAGGAGGAGGAAAAGGUAGGGAGGUCAACCAGACGCACGUCCGGUUUGCUACCCUACACGGGGAAGAUGUUUCAGGGAUAAUUCAGCGCAUUGCUUAAGCGCAUGCAAGCGAGCGGUAAUUGGUAAGCCUAAAAACAAAGUACUUCCAUAGUCUUACGCAAACAGUGCGCUAUGCCGCCUUCUUUGACAAAAAUAUCUUCCUUGCUUAUUUUCUCACAUCUGCCUCGGCUUCGUGGCAUACUGACUCGCUGCGCGAGCUUGCUAAACCAUAAUAUGGCAAUCGUCAUGACUUUCUGUGAAUAUACUUGACGAUCAAGGCGCGACCAGAGAAGCUAUGGUGGUAGGGCGGACGAAUCCAAACGCGUGAAUAUGUUAGAGACACAAGUGAGAAUUUUACCAGCAUCACACGCUAAUUAGCGGCAUUACCGUUACCUAUGCGGGAAUUUGCCGCGUGAAGCCGUUGGCUUAAAGGUCGUUGUUUCAUUUCUGGGUCGCGAUAUUGCAGCGAUACCUUUUUCGAUGCUAUUCCUUUUCGCGCUUCGUCAGAGGUCCAAGCGACGCUCCGCCCGCGCUACCAAUGCGAUCAGCCUGCUGUCAACGGUGGAUGAUGAAAGUGGCAUGGAAUUGAGCGGAAGGCAUCGCUGCAAAAAUGGCCAGCCCAGGACACAAUUUCAACUAUUCACACCUCGAUUGUCUCCGAUAGCGUAUAUGCUGCAUGUAUCAGGCGCUUCCAAGAGGUAUCUUACUUGUUUAUGUUUUUGCUACUUUUCUUGCAUGAGUUGAGCAUGUGAAAUAUUGUGUGACCCGUCGGCAUGUCCCAUGUCUGUUGCGCUGGAGGGAACGCAGGUUGUUCCAAGCAUAAUAACUUGAAGUGACCAAUGUUUGCUCCAAAGUCGAGAGGCGCAUUGUUUUGCUUCUAAAGCUGCAAAACGCCGCCUUACACAUCUAGUCUACACUGAGAAGCGGGGAGUUUUUUUAUAACAGUUAUUCAAGGCCCACGAGCUGAGGCGUGAUGUUAGCAACCACUUCCUUUCGUUCACACUCUCCUUAGGACACUGUCGUAACCUCACAAUAGGCGAACACUUCAUCUGAAGAACGACCAUGACGUUUGAUCAAAACAAAGGUGGGGGAGGGGGGGGGGGGGGGGAACCUACAGAGUGCUUGCAUUUCAGCUUCACUUCUGAAAACUCAAAGGCAGUGUGCCAUUCGGCCUCGUCAACAAAACAUUGUUGUUGUGAGCUCAACGGAGAGUAGCCGCCAGCUUGAUCAUCGUUGUUAUCGCGCAAUUUCGUGCUGUACGUACAUCGACGGUAUCGAUAAUCUCCCGUAGUUAUUUUCCUCUUAAUUUCUGUUUCGGCCCUCUUCUAUCUUUCUCUCUGUGUGCAGAAGGCCUAAGACUACUAUUUCAUGAAAGCUCGGUGAAAAACUUCUAUAACUAAAGUUCAGAGCCAUUUCAGACUUGUGGCUGUCGCCACUGACUGCGUGAACAUUGAAGGAAGCUGAUUUACCACGCGUAAACGUGUUCAUAAAAGUCACAUCUGAUUAUAACAGUUCUAAUUUCAGUUCUGAUAAUUAAAUUUAGCUCUAGGGCAUUAGAAUCACGUUAAAGUAAACCACUACGGACCAAGCGAAAUGUUGCUAGAUCGGGAGUCUUAUUAUUAAAGAAGUCGCUUUGAAAUUUAUCUCCAGCCUAUGAAUGGGAAGAAUAAAUCUGUUAGCUGAUUGACAGACUUAUUAAUGGCAGCAUGCAACCGAGGGGGAGGGAGGGACCUAAUUUAUUGAUAAAUAUAGACAAAUUCGAAGGCCAGCGAAGGGUGGAAACAGGAAAGUUUAUCCAUCGAUGGUAGCUGAGCCGACGACUGUCGAGGAUCAGACCACCGUACGUGGUGUGUCUGUAGAGAAUGGCAAGAGCUUGGAUCGGCAGGCUGCGAGGCAGGGCUCAAUAUCAUUAGAGACCCGUAGGGCAGAUGUGGCCGGGUCCUCCGCCGAUGUUUGCGGAGGCGCUGGGCUCCACUUCUCCGAGUGACCAGCAGACGCGAAAGAGAGUUUGUUUCAAUGAGGGUUUCAUAGUUAAGGCUGCACACGGCCACAGGGAAUAGAGAGCACGCGUUGUGAAGCCGGGAAGAUGGCUUUUCUCGUGUCUUUUGUGUCCAUGGAUACCGCGUCCAGAGCCGAUUGCCCAGGUUUCACUAAAAAACGUUUCACUUUUUGUUUUAUGCCCGCGAAACGCUCUUUCACUUAUGGGAGACGAGAUUUGUUAGUGUUACUCCGAGAAAUGGCACCUCCGAGGUCGUCGGUAAGUUUACCGGAGUUAGUUAUAUAAGCAGGAUCAGUUUCUUUACCGUAGGCUGAGCGUGCAGGGUGACGAUGAUGCACCGAUAGUACUGUGCUUGCAAUGAUCGGAUGAGUAAUUCUGUUUGGCACACCUAACCACCCACAUUCCGAUACCAUGCCCUGGGUUUUACGUUCCUGCCCUUACAACUUUAUGUAGCGCCUUCAGUCGCGCUUAUGUAAGGUCUCACGUCGCCUUAUGAGUGGUUACGACGGUGCUUCCUCGCUCUUGGGUCAUAUAUAUGCGCAUCGUGGCGACCUGGAUAUGUGCCCGCCGGCAGCAGCAUGAACUUUAUUGCGACGUAUUUUGAGGCCAUUCCUAUGUAUCAUGACACAACUACAUCAAGCGCACGCUUUACUGGCACCAUGCACUGCACGGACAAGUCCAUGGCCUUGUCAUAAGGCGGGCUGUGUUUCCUUUGGCAUUAACUGAAUGUAGAUUUAAUUAAACUCUUCUAACAACUCACGGCGCAUGCGCGGUUUAAAAUGGGUGGCUCAGUUUUGGCACGGAGUGAUCGGCGGAUGGAGAGGUGCAACCCGUGCAUAAAAGAGGCUUACAUGCCCUCAGAUAGUUUAUCCCAGCGUUGGUUUAUUCCCGGUUGGUGGGGGAAUUGUGUGGGGAAAUAUAAUGUAACAUUACAUUCUUCAGAAACUGCACUAGUGCGUGUAAUCUCCGGCAUGUUGCGGAUAACGGUACAAUUUAAGUAGGAUAGCGUUCGCCGUGUAUUGAUAGGAUGGAUAAUGAGAAGUUUUCGAUUGCAUUUGCGCACUGCGAGAUCGAGUAAAGCUGCGCAGACGGUUUUGCGCUUAUCGAUAGUCUGGCUGCGGCACCACUCUUUCGAAUUAUCCGUGAUACGAAUCUCUCAUAACCCGGGAGUGAAAACAGUCUGCUUUCUCACUUCCGUCUUCACAUCGCUGCAUCAGCAAAAUUUAAUGCGCAAACAUCCGUGCAGCUAUGAUGACGACGACCGCACGCCGUUUACAGGCCUGCACAGCCAACUGACAGUUUCCGCCAUCUUGUGUUAUGUUUCGAGGCGUGCAGGCUGAAACCUGUCUGUGUGUGUGCAGUUAUACUAUGUCGCCUCUGUGGGCGCACGCUUGAUAUGUUGUUACACCGUUACCGCCUUGCCACCGUGUGGCACUGAAGCUGUGAUUUUUGUUAUUGCCUCCGGCGUUUUACUCCCGCCCGCCUAUGGUUUCUUUUUUUUUUUUUUUUUUUUUUUUGGAGCUCUCGCGAAGUGUUGCGUUGACAACUGUGCUUCACCUCGUUUUUUUUUUUCUUAUUUUUUUUUUACCAGGUUGCGCGGCUAUUCCACGUCAGGCGAUGACAUCUUUUCCUUGCCGAAUAUUUAGAAGAAAAUCUCGGCUGCAGUCACAUUAGUGAACUAAAUAUGAGAGGCUAUCUGCGUGUGAUUUUGUUUAGAAAAUGGGCUCUUUUUUUUUUUUUUUUUGCCGACGCUGCUAUUCGUCAUAAGUUCAGGAAAGAAAUGACGCUUCGGUUGUUCGAUGUUGCUUUGAGCACGAAAUGUUGUUUUCGUUUCACAAAAUCGGUCCCAGCUGCAAGUCAUCUCUCGAUGUACGAGUCAGGCCUUAGUACGUGCGUUUUCAUCUGAACCACGAAGCUUACGCGAGGGAACUGCAGGCUUUUUUCCUCGCGUACGUGCCACCGGCAGAAUUCUGCGCACAUGUAUUAGGCUCUUGUAUUUGCUUUUGAGACGACACGCAAUGAAAAACUCGCUUAUGGUGAAGUUUGUCAUCGCUGAGACAGUGGUUUGUGACAGCCUGGACUUCUUUCGAGACGCUGCAGGUGGCGGAGCCUUGCUCGAUGUGAAGCACAUUGCUUCGUAAGAAGAAAAAUCAUAAAAUACAAGGUUAGUGGGAAGCGGGGGAGAAAUCUAUAGCUGUAUGAUAAAGAUAUAAAUAGACACCUAUAUAUACAUAGAAUUAAAGAGAUAAUAUAUUCUCUGUUUAACUUGUCAUUAUCUAUUACCUGUAAAUAAGCGCGUAAGUAACUAAGCACCCUUUCCGCGAGUCCUUGUACUAACAGCCUACGCACUAAUUAUCACGCAAGCACGUCCAGAAAUUUGCUGUUGUAUACAAAGUAAUGUAGCGUGAUGUAAAGUACAGGCAAAAUGAAAAAAAAAAUACGAACGAAAGGAGUGGAAAUGUCGGCUGCGAUCGCUUUUUACUGGCACUUUCUCCGACACUACGUGUACAGUGGAAUGUGCAUGUUAUCUCAGAGUGUGUGCAAACAAUCAUCGAUGUUUGUCUCUUCGAGCGCAACAUUUUCUUGCGCGGAUGACAUCAGUAUGGCUGUUCUUUGUGCUAGUUGUGUGUAUACUAUCGGGAUAUAUAAAGAGACCUAGAUUAUGUAGUACCAGUGCCGAAACGGGAAAAUCGCUUGCUCCUGUACGCGGGUCUGCCGUGAAAUAUUGCUGCUCGAAGUGUUCAACAUCUCCGGGCCAACAACUACGUCGAGCUGUUGCUCCGCCGCGCGACAUUCAAGCCUCAAGGAAUGAUUCUGAAACGUGGGAAGCAGCGCAAAGUACACGGCAGAAAAGGAUAAGAUGCGGACAAAACAACCUCUCCUGUUGUGUCGUGUACUGUGCGCUGCUUCCCGCCUUCUAAGAUUAUUAGUCACAAAAUUGCGCCCAGCCGUCGACUUUGCUGUACCUCAAGGAAUGAAUUAAUGAGUGCGACUCUAGUAAUAGGCCAGUAUGUGUACGCAAAGGCGAGUGGUGUCAGCUGAUCGACCUUGUCCUUGCUGAACUCGUGCUUUUAACUAGACCGUACCGUCAUGCCAUCGUUACUUCCACUGCCAGGCGCACACUGUGCGUCUGCUCACGGGAGCAGUUUAGCGCUGGGAAGCGACGGUAACGAUAGCGACAAAGGCGUGACAGUUUGCUAAAAGAUGCUAAUAUAUCCCGACAGCACGAGUCAUUUCUCGAGGCGCAUCUAUUUAGUGCUUUUCUUUUGAUUGCUUUGCGCAUUCGUGGCCCAUUAGAUCACGACAACGUGUAUAUGUGGAUGGCAAUAUUUUAGCGUCUCCUUGUACACUGGCUUGCAAAAAUAGGCAUGACAUUAUUCUUGUUCAAGGUUCUCUCGACGAAAUCCUGCUGCAUUUCACAUUUUCUGUCUGCGACAUGGGUGUACAAUAGAUGUAGGGUUGUGUCAAGUCUUUUAUAGUUCGAGCAUCGACAGAAUUUUUUUUUUUUUGAUCGUGUGCAAACGUGUCUAUGCGUGCAUGCACAUAUAUAACAAGCUUCUUGUUUGUUUCUGAAAGCUGGCACUGCUACUAUGUAUCAAAAGGAUCAAGUGCGGACCGUCUCACGUUACUCGAAUCAGCCUGAUCUGAAGAAUAUUGGGGUUCUCGCGUGAAAUAAAGAAAGAAACCCGGAACGAUUCUGGCGCGAACAGUGAAACAAACUUUCAUGGACAUUUCACCGGAUGCAUUGUCUAUUUACGUCGCCUUAACAGUCGCUUAAUCUGCAGUAGCAACUUAAACACUAGAACGAACUCAGUGCUAAUUAAUGUUAGGAUCGUUCUGGCGCACUCAGCUUUACACGUACAUCACUCGUACUGUUGUAAGAUAUGUUGUGUCGAAGAUUCGUGGCACGUACUUCUGUUCGGAAUAGAAGCGAUAUUCUCCGUCCCUGAAUUAGAUGUGAAUGCUCGCCCUCGCCUUUCGUUCCUUUCGUGCCAAAAUAACCUGAAUCUGUUUUGAUAAUCAUGGAAAGUAAUAACGUAUCGUUAACGCACGCCAGAUGCUUUUUCAUUACCACAAUUAUCAGACCUACCGCGAAGUAUCGAGUUCGGGACUGCAAGGCCCUGCGGUGUGACAAGCAAAAAGCAUUCUUCGGCAGAAAGAGGUCGCCGGCUGCGAAGAGUGGAGUCUAUAGGACCGUCGCGCGGCCUGCGACUCUCUCUUGGCUUUCGCCAGGGAGUCGGGGCUACCUGCAAUGGUUGUAGACACCACAUAAUUGUGCCGUUGUAGCCUUCAUUUCCGUUUUUUUUUAAUGCCGUGACUAUUUAUUUUUGUACACCGUGGGGACCCGUAGUCGGAAGAAAAGAAAAACGCUAACUGCAGAUUAGAACGUUAUGUACAAUGCAUCCGUCGUAAGGUAAUUAUAGCGGUGGGCGGGUAAUAAAGUUAAAAAGUAGUUGUAAGGGGCUCCAGGAUUAUGUUCGCGUGGCUGUUGUUCGUCACUUGAGGCGUCCCGUGUCCACGUACAACCGGUUGACAAGUCUGCCGCGCUGCAUGACAAUUUUGGGCUGAUGGGAGGGGAGCAGUAACCUUACCUGCGUAGUGAAUCUGUUUAUGUCUAAUGUAACCCUGACAAUGGCGUUAAUACUUGCGCGUACAAGCGUCAUUUCUUGCAGCUGGCACUUCUUGGGUGCUUGUAGGUGUUUUACAGCUACCUUUAGUACUGGCGCACUUUUUGGCCGCAACUCCUAUCGGACGAUGUUAAAAACCUAUUCUGCGCACGGUUCUGUCGAAUCUGUUAUGCGUGCAACGCGCAGUGGCAAACGUCUCAGAGUUUAAUCUUAUGCGUGCUUGCAAUGACAAAAGCACCGGUGAGUGAUGAUUUCAUCGCAACUUCGCAUUUAUUUUUUUCUUCCUUACAAACAUUUUUUAUGGCACCGGGGGCGAAAGCCGGUACACGCACAGAGCUUAGUUUGACCAACGUGACAUAUUACCGCGUUUCUGAUGUAUGUGUGUGACUUUGGCCACUUUACCUGUUCUCCAUAAUAUCAUAACGCUGAAUCCCUUGUCGUACUUGCGCUGCGGCUCGAGUGUAAGCGCAGUGCGUUCCAGGUCCUUCAGCCCUAAAUAUGUGGUGAUUUCACAUGUACAUAUAUAUAUACAUAGAUAUAUAUUUCCUGUUGCUCCUUCGACUACUAUUUCUUGCGAGUUUUUAGCGGUUGCUAGCGUAAAUGACCUAUGUUAACUUAUCACUCCCUCGAGUGAGUGUUCGGCAUUGUGUAGUUUCUAACGUCUUCUGGCACUAAAGCAGUAAACACAAAAAGAAGACGUAUCUGUGUCUGUGAAAUGUAUGUAUAUUUCUCACCGCCAAAUAUUUGGGUGCUUCCACGCAGUGCCGAGGCGCCAUUAGACGUGCGGAGUCAUUUUAACUGGAACAUUGUAUUUUUUUCUGUUGCGACCUUUCUCGGUUUAACCAGAUCAGAGUUCGUCUAGACGCGCCCCUUGGUUACUUCUUCAGACCUAGGUUCUAGACUGGCACCUGUCGCCGAAAACUUGAAGCCUGCUUGGGAAAAACAAACUUUACUUGCCCUUGUAGAACAAAAGCGUCGCUAUCAUUAAGCGAAGGUUUGAGAGCACAAGCGGUGUUUCUAUUGUUUGUGACGAACCAUGCAUACUCGUAAAAUAGCAGCUGCUGUGACUGGAAGCCGACACAAUAAUCAAAUCAUGUAGGAACAUUUCGCUUAGAUAAACGCGAUUUGUUUUUCUUUUGUGUUUGUGCGUGUGUGUGCUUUAACUAACUGUAUCAGGGCCACUGAAUGGGCCAUUUUCCUUGCUUUUUUUUCUUUCCACAUGCGCACUUCUUUUAUGCGGCUAAUUUUACAUUUUUAGUCGCUAAAACUAGUCAGAAAAGUCGAGAUGUAAAGGUUUACGAUUUUUAUGGUAACGACUAGAAGGUGCAACUGGUAGAGAGCAGUGAUGAUGCAGCAAAGCACCGAAAGACGAAAACUGCUUACAGGUGUUACGCGAGUCACGGAUUGUGAGCAAGGUACGCAGAGAAACGCAAUUAAACUAUUAACAGCUGGAAAAUUGGUUGCCGUUAAUUCUCAGAAAACGUUUGCCGGAAUAACGGGAUAAUAUUAAUACGCUGAGGAAAUACUAAUACACAGCGAAAUAGUGUCAUGGUUUCCUCGUAAGGAACCUCGCAUGUUUCACCAAACGACCUCGCCUUUGAAGUAGGAAGGAAGUUAGAUUAGGAAAGUUAUGGAGCGCAAAAGGAGGUGUCCCGUCGUCGUCUUGCGUUUUUGCGCGGCUGCGAAAUAAUGAAUGAGUUCUUAGCGUGCGUUAUGUUUUGAACAGCGGUGCUAAGGCGGAGCAAUUGCUGGCCACUGGGUUCCAGGUUAACACCGCCUGCAGCAACAGCACAACCACCAUUACUAUACUAACCAGGAACGUUGGGUGCAAGAGAGUAGAGCGGAAGUGGAAGGGUGUACUCGCUCUCAGUGAUUAGUUGUAGACAGAGAACCAACCGAGCAUGGUCAAUGUAUUCGGUGUGUGUGUGAGAGAGAGAGAAGUCAUAAGGGGAAGGCCCGUGUGAGAAAUAUCCUUAGUGGCAUUCAGGAAAGUGGUGGACCGUAUAGCGUUGCCUGGUCUCGGAAAGUAUACUAUUGUGAAGCAAGAUGGCAUUUGACUGAGCCAAUUCCGUUAGUGCGACGAACAAAAGCCGUGAAUUGUAUUCAUCAAAUCAGCAGCAUCUUCGAGAACGCAUGAGGGGUGUCAAUUGUCAAUAGCUAUUUGUUUGCAUCACAUCCUCUAGAUUCCCCCUUCAGCGCCUUACGUGAUGGCAGUGCACAGAGUUCUUUUAGUGCCUCGCGAUAAGUGGCAUAACGGCACUUUUUUUUAAUAACAUGGAAACCCCGGAUAACUUGGUUUCGUAAAAACCUCGUUCGUACUCGAUGAGAGCUUGUCAUGGCGGCUCUGCAAGAUUGCUACAAGUCAGGAGAGUUCCAAGAAUAUAUAAUCUUCAGCUUUAUUGGUCAAUGCAGCUAGCUCAACUGUAGCAUACUGCAUCAGUAGAAACUUUGGUAGUGUUUUCUUGGGUUCUUUUUGUAGCGGUUCAUUCAAUUUUUUGUUCUUUGGACAUAUUCGCACGUCAUUUUCGCGGACGCCGGCGCGCCGCCGUUAUUGCCCCGAUCGGACACUUGACGCGACGCAUGAUAAAAACAAGAAUUAAAAAUUUAAUUUGUUGUUACGAAAUUUGGCCUCUGGAUUAAAAAAAAACUUUUUUUUUUUGAAGUGAGCCCUUCUGACACGGCAUGGUCAAAGUGCCAUAGCUCGAUAGAAACAAAAUGUGGAGCACGAAGUAGGCGUGCCUAAUCCGUGAUAGAUUGUUAUCUGGUCGUUGACGGUAAUGGUUCGAGGUAGGAGUCUGCACUGAAUCAUUGCAUGGUCGUUACGGUAAAGGUACCCACAGCCAUGUCAACGGCAUGCUGUGUAGCAGUGGUGGUGCCCAUCACAGUAUGAUGUACUCGCUACGUGCAAAGACUUCCCAGGAGCUGUGUUAUGGUACCGAUGUUCUAAUUGUGCGUAUUGGUUAGCAUUUUGCAUUUAUAGUUUUGUCUGUUGUCUGGAAAUCAGCGCAAUGAAACAAGAUUUAAUGUAGAGCAGCCUUGGAGCUGGCAUCAGUGCCAGUUCUAUUAGAUCGAGCGCAUUGUUUUUUUUUUUUCCUAAAGAUUUACGAAUACUGAUGGUGAAUGUCUAUUCACACUGGGGAACACGCUGGCCAACACUAACCAUAGCCGCGCGAGUCACGUGCUGUCUGUGGUCGUGUUACACUGACGGACCAACAAACGCUAUGAAAGGUGUCCUCAACCAGCGGCAACGACAUGCUGACCAACAGUUGGGCAACGCCGUGUCACUCAAAGCUUGACAUGUUGGACAAGGCGCUCGGGAGCUUUUCGUAGUUCUCUCCCGCUAUAUUGUUUCGUGAACAUCACGAUAAACGCACAAGGAGUAGCACAAGUUACGUGCUACUAAUAGCGUCCCACGAUUAACGAAAAAAAAAAUCCUACUCAAACAUUAUAGCGUGGUGCUGCAUAAUGUGCGAGGGAAAAUGUAUGCCACCAAGAAAAAAAAACGAGACGUACGUAUUGGCCAAUUGUGUCGCUCGUUUUCGUUGUCGAGGCUGUAACACUGGCCAUUAUUGGUGCGGUUGCCAACGCUGUUGUACAGACUGAGAGGAUGCUUGGCGACAUAGAUGGAGACCGCAACGUUGGCCAACUCUUGGGGAAGCAUGUCGACCGGCAGUUUGGAAACGUGUUCCACAAUGUGAAUGGACCCUUUGCGAGGGCCAACACCUGGGACCUUGUUGGAUAUCACUGUAAACACUGUCUACGUAAGAUGUAGCAUUGAAUGGUUCUCUGUUUAUCUGACAGCUGUAUGCCAUUGUUCACGGCGAUGAGAAACAAUUCUCUGUGUUGCGCGUCCUAUCGAUGUUAGCACGAAAUCAUGCAUUGUGUGUGGUUUGAAAAAGACAAAAAAUUGAAGCCAGUAAUUAUCAUGAAAUAAACUAUUGUUUGUUACCCGCGA